Messenger RNA from Exophiala aquamarina CBS 119918, 717 nucleotides. RefSeq lists its product as uncharacterized. The coding region runs from base 1 to 717 and encodes 238 amino acids. Lineage: Eukaryota; Fungi; Ascomycota; Eurotiomycetes; Chaetothyriales; Herpotrichiellaceae. The record is from RefSeq and is a predicted model, not a curated record. The transcript is spliced from 2 exons.
AUGCUGUCCAGGCCUAUCUUUGCCCUACUCUCCCUCCUCAGCCUCGUACACGCUCAUACCGUCAUCACAUAUCCGGGAUGGAGGGGAGACAAUCUACAUUCCAGCGGCACCGUACUGGAAACCAAUGGCUUGGGCACUUUGGAGACAAACUCGAACAAUGAAACACUUUUCCCCUACGGCAUGCAAUGGAUAUAUCCUUGCGGUGGAAUGCCGACAUCCCAAAAUAGGACCAAAUGGCCAGUCAAAGGCGGAGGCGUCGCAUUCCAACCAGGUUGGUUUGCUGGCCACGAAACUGCCUUCGUCUUCAUCAAUCUUGGUCUCGGCACCAUACCCCAGAAUAUGUCCCUUUCCAUGCUCAACGGUAUCCAACUCAUCGGGCCGACCAAAGAUCCCUAUCCUGGCAGCUUCUGCUUCCCACAAGUCCCACUUCCCGCCGGCAUUACCGUUAAUGUAGGCGACAAUGCCACCAUUCAAGUCAUCGAACUGGCUGUCCAUGGCGCCGCUUUGUACAACUGCGUCGACAUUACCUUCGCAGAACCCGAAGACGUCGAAUUGCUCACCCCGGAUAAUUGCUUCAAUUCCUCUCAGAUCAGCAGUUCGCUGGUUUUUACCACCACGUCAUUGACCGAAGAAUCCACCGCUGCCCAACUAUUCACGAGUCCAAUGGCUUAUUUAAUUGCCGUGGCCGUCAUGAUACUCAGCAUGAUGCUCUUGUGA